Molecule: messenger RNA, 1549 nt
Organism: Rhodofomes roseus
Lineage: Eukaryota; Fungi; Basidiomycota; Agaricomycetes; Polyporales; Fomitopsidaceae
Exons: 2
Coding region: 61-1509 (482 amino acids)
Source: RefSeq, a predicted model, not a curated record
AUUUAUGUAUCAACAUGACCGUUACGCCUGCCUUACGACUGCGUGUGGGCGGCCACGACAAUGGGCGUGUGCAGGCACUGGCAAGAUACUAUCGCCGCCGCGCCCUACCUCUGGAGCUCGUUGUCACUCUCACAUCGGAACACCCAGUUCGUGGAGUUGUGCAUCGUGCGCUCGCAGGACGCGCCCCUCUCUAUCUCCCUCCGGGUAGAUGAUGCCUUCGUCGGAAGAGGAGAAGGGAAUGAACUGAGUUGGGUCCUAGACCUGAUCACUCUGCAUCGCUCGCGACUCGCAGAUGUGAACAUCCACCUUGAUUCUCGCCGCACGCCGGAGAUUCGGCCGGCUCUCGACCGUCUCGCGCACCUGCUGCAAUCGUCUCUACCUCGACUCACUGCCAUCAGCCUGGCGAGAACAACCGACGGUAUUGUACCCGAUGGAUUAUUGAAGUUGGACCCACUAUGCCAUCCGGCGAUGCGCAGGGUCGAGCUUGCUGGUAUCGAAUUUGGCAGGCAUGGUCUGCAAAUCUCUCAAUUGACGACGCUGGUUCUUCGCAACAUUGACAAGGGGUACUUGGUCCUGGGCGUCGUCACGAGUGUAGCAUCGUUGCUAGACAUCCUCGAGGCAUGCGUGCAACUGCGUUACUUCACAUACGAGAAAUGGCAAAACAUCCAGAGGAAACCGGUUGACCCAAGCCGCAUUGUGUCGCUACCGGAAAUGCGGCGUUUCCAUGUGCUGGGCUACCUGGCAGACAUUGGCCGGAUCAUGCCACACAUUUCGCUGCCCCGUCAAGCCGCACUGCUGUUAGACGUUAGUCGCUACAACUUGGCGAAUCCAUCACCCCUCGGCGCCAUACUACCACGUCGUUCUACGCACUCAGCGGCCCUUGACGAAGUGGACGUCGUGAAGGUUCAUCACCAUAAUCAUGAGCUUCACGUCGUCGCAUUCUCAAGAUGCACAUACGAUGGGGAGGUAGCUCUCCGUUUGGCAUACCCGUACACUACAAGCUACGGGGAUGAUAUCAUCCUCCUGUAUAACAUUCUGCGUGGUUUCGGACACCUAUUCCCGUCUUCCUUGCAGGUCCUAAUCUUCGACACCGACGUAGAGCGCAUCACCCUGGAGGAUUGGUCAUUGGUACUGCGAACCUUCCCGGGACUUACAGGGUUGAACGUCCAUGAUAUAUCACGGACGCCCAAACAGUUCCUCUUUGCAAUCGCUUCUGCCUUGGAGCCCACACCCACUGGUGUCCCCUGCUGCCACCUACAGAAGUUGCGCCUGACAUAUGCGCCGCAGAAGGUGAAGAGGAGCCUGAAGAUGCUGAGGGCUCUUCAAAUCGCCCUGCAAAAGCGUGCUGAAGCUGGGUACCGUUUGCCGAACCUCCGCCUCGAGUUCAAGCAGCAAGCCGACGACGGUCAUACUGUGAACGACGCCCUACAGUCGUCAGCGAAGUUUCUAAGGCUGCAGCGGGGCUUCGAGACGUCCACAGGCUCAGUGACUAUCAUCUGGGGAGACUGAGACGGACGCGACGGAUGAUCGAUGAUAGCCUGAGUGAUGC